AUGGUCACAGAUUUGACUAGACUUAUGUGCGAAGAUUUGGACAACGCGGUCAGAGUUUGCUUCUAUAUUCCAUCACAUCAUUAUCAUCAUACUCAACGUCGGCAUGAAGUCCAUAAACAGCAUCAUCAUGUCCGGCACGAUCGUGUUCCAAAUAAAUCCAUACCCACUUUUCUAAAUAAAGAAAUAAAGAAAAAAAUAAACCUUGCGUCACUCAUAUCCGAGCCCAUUUCAUCACGGACAUCUUCUUUGCCACAUCUGCUUCCUCCUACAGCUGUAUUGGCUCAGGAACCAUUUGCUAGGCCUUGCAUGCAUCCACGACUGGUCCGUGAACUUGAGCGCACCGGACAUGUACUCAUUCACGCUUGGCGAAAAACUUCUCCUGGUUUCACCAACGAAACUUUUGGAGGUACGUUUCGGACAAGCACCACCAAUAGUGUGGAAAACAAGGGGGAUUAUUUGUCCUUUCAAUUCGGUCAUGCCAAUACCGCCUCCUUGCCUCAUCGUCCUCCUAACUUAGCACAUGUUCAAGAUUCGCGUCGGCAACGAUGUAUGCUCCUCCAAAAUGACAAUGCUACAGUUACCUAA
Messenger RNA from Protopolystoma xenopodis, 585 nucleotides. NCBI's taxonomy places the organism in Eukaryota, Metazoa, Platyhelminthes, Monogenea, Polystomatidea, Polystomatidae. The record is from the annotation of a GenBank genome assembly.